AAAGAAAAAAUUGGACAAGCAAAACGGCGCGUCUCUGAAAGGGGCUUAGUUAGUAACAUUUAUUGAGUGAAAACUGUAAGGAGUCGGUGUGUAAUGGAGCAAGACAUGGAGAUGGGUAGCUCAACGACGAUACUCCACAACGCGGUGAUAGUUACUAUGGACAACGAAAGCAGAGUAUUUCGAAACGGCGGCGUUUUCAUUGCUCGAGAUCAAAUCAAGGCCAUUGGUCAAUCUGCUGAUAUACUUCAACAGUUCUCUUCGUUGACCGACCAGAUCGUCGAUCUUCAAGGCCGAAUCCUACUUCCUGGACUGAUCAAUACACACGUUCACACAUCUCAACAACUAGCGAGAGGGAUAGCUGAUGAUGUGGAUUUGAUGACAUGGUUACACAAUCGAAUCUGGCCAUACGAAUCUAACAUGACCAAAGAAGAUUCUUACAUCUCCACUUUACUUUGUGGAAUUGAGCUCAUUCACUCUGGUGUAACGUGUUUUGCUGAAGCAGGAGGGCAGCAUGUAACUGGAAUGGCUAAAGCAGUUGAGUUACUGGGGAUACGCGCAUGUUUAGUCCAGUCAACAAUGGACUCUGGUGAGGGUCUACCUGCUUCUUGGGCAAUUCGAACUACUGAUGAUUGUAUUCAGUCUCAGAAGGAGCUUUAUGAGAAGCACCAUGGUACAGCUGAGGAGCGCAUUAGAGUAUGGCUUGGGAUUAGGCAAAUUAUGAAUUCAACUGACACUUUAUUACUUAAAACAAGAGAUACAGCCAGAGAAUUGAAAACUGGAAUCCACAUGCAUGUUGCAGAGAUACCCUAUGAGAAUCAACUCGUGAUGAAUACUCGAGAUGUUGAUCAUGGAACAGUUACAUAUUUGGACAAGAUAGGAUUCCUGCAAGACAACUUGCUCUCAGCCCAUACUGUUUGGGUAAACAACACAGAGAUUGGUUUCCUCUCAAGGGCUGGUGUCAAAGUAUCUCACUGCCCUGCUGCUGCAAUGCGUAUGCUAGGGUUUGCACCCAUAAAGGAGAUGCUUAAUGCUGACAUAUGUGUUUCCUUGGGAACUGAUGGGGCACCAUCAAACAAUAGGAUGAGCAUAGUUGAUGAGAUGUAUCUAGCUUCUUUGAUUAACAAAGGACGAGAAGUUUUUGCAAAUGGAACAACUGAUCCAACGGCUCUGCCUGCUGAAACAGUACUCAGAAUGGCUACAAUAAAUGGUGCAAAAUCAGUUCUAUGGGACAAUGAAAUAGGGUCACUUGAGAUUGGGAAAAAGGCUGAUAUGGUUGUGGUUGAUCCUUUUUCAUGGCCUAUGGUUCCUAUUCACGACUGGAUUACAAGUAUCGUGUAUUGCAUGCGAUCAGAGAAUGUAGUCUCUGUAAUGUGCAAUGGGCAGUGGAUUAUGAAGGAAAAGAAAAUCUUGAAUGUCAAUGAGGGAGAAAUUAUUUCAGCUGCAAAAGAAGCUUCUUCCGAACUUCUGAAAAGGGCUGGCAUUAAAUUACCACACAGAAUGAAUGUUCUCUGAGUGGUAUUCUCUUGGGCAAUCUCGUUGUGGCAAACCCUUCUGGUUGCUAUUUUACUUGAAAUGUAUGUAAUGUGUUAUACAGUUCAGUAUUGGAUUGCAUAGCAUGCUCUGUUUGCAUAAUAUUUAUUUGUGUUCUAGAAAAAAAAAAGAAGAAGAAGAAGAAGAAUAUAUUUACCAUA
Messenger RNA from Mangifera indica (mango), 1691 nucleotides. RefSeq names its product 5-methylthioadenosine/S-adenosylhomocysteine deaminase-like. Lineage: Eukaryota; Viridiplantae; Streptophyta; Magnoliopsida; Sapindales; Anacardiaceae. The record is from RefSeq and is a predicted model, not a curated record. The transcript has 10 exons. Bases 94 to 1512 code for a protein of 472 amino acids. Gene Ontology annotation, molecular function: hydrolase activity, acting on carbon-nitrogen (but not peptide) bonds.